CGUAACACACCUGGAUUCCGGAAGUGCCGUGACGUCAGCGGGAGAGGUGUUGGAAGGCAUGGCUGAGGAAUUCAACACAAAAAAAUCCUGCUCGACUUGAUUGGUGAUCGGCUCGCAUAUAUUCGUGUCGCCAGAGGCAAAGAGACACAGAGGACUUAAAUCUCUUCACACACACACACACACACACCUGAGGAGGACUGAGCAGGUGACUGUCAGAUUUAUUUACGGGAAGUUUUUUAUUAAGAAGAAAGUUUUUAAAGCUAUUCAAAGAUGUCUAUUUUACCCGACGAGGCGGUUUUUGCUGACUUCAGGAAGCAGUGUUUAUCAUCAGAGAACUGGGCCAACAAGUAUGAUAAGCACGGGAUACAGGUGUGGGUCGAGGUGUCUCCUAAAAAUAAAGACAACAACGUCCCUAAAGUGCACAAGAUCAGGUGUAAGAUGACCAUCAAAGAUGUCUCAGCCGCCACCAUGUACGACGUCCUUCACGACGGCCAGUACCGUAAGAAGUGGGACCCCGCCAUGUUGGAGAGUUAUGACAUUGCCCGGCUCUCUGCUAACGCUGAUGUGGGCUACUAUGCAUGGAUUUCUCCAAAGCCUAUAACCAACAGAGAUGUGGUGACUCUGCGUUCGUGGCAGGUGAACGAGGACGAGUACAUCAUCAUUAACUUCUCAGUCAAACACCCGAAAUACCCUCCUCGCAGCAGAAUUGUGCGGGCCGUCUCCAUCCUCACUGGCUAUUUAAUCAAGCCCAUCGGACCAAACAGCUGCACCUUCACAUACCUUUCACAAGCUGACCCCAAAGGUUCUCUUCCAAAGUGGGCAGUGAACUACGCUUCCCAACUCCUCGCUCCAAAGGUGAUGAAGUGUGUACACAAGGCAGGACAGAACUACCCAGAGUGGAAAGAGAAGAACUCUCCUGACCUGAAGCCCUGGCUGUACCCGGAGCAGAACACAUUGCCCAUGAUGGACCCUGCUGAACUGUCGAUACAGAGAGGCGACUCGCUAGAAAAUUUGGACGAGAGCUCAAAGGUGGAAGUUCAGCAGGACGGCGAGGACAGCAGUUAAAUCUUAUUCGAGUGAUUGAGUGCGGCAGAGAGAUCAGGAGACUGUAUAUACUCACACAUUCAAUAAGACUUGAAAACUCUGACUCUCUGUGAUGUCGCCCUGAUGCUCUUGAAUAUUUAUCCAGUUUUCCAAAUCAGUGCCUUUUGGGAUGAGCAAGAGCAUGAAGUGUUUACAGCUGUCUUUGCAGACGGAAAUGAGCACAGAUCAAGUUGCCAUUCACCUCAGUCCAUGUUGAACUAAGCUAAACAUCUCACCAGUGUUUGCCACCAGGCUUUUAAAACGUUUUUUGGGAACACUUAUUCGGCUAGUCCACCGACAGAUAGUUUAUGGAAUAUCUAACAGUAUUUGGAACAAUUCAUGACAUAUUCUCAAAAUAAUUUAAUGGGAUUUGAACUAGUCACGAAAUCUAUGCUGCAUAGGUCGAGUGACUAGUUUAAGUUCAACUAUAUUAUUCUGAGAACAUGUAGGUAUGUUCAUAAACCGGGGCCGCAUCAUUGCCAAGCUGGCAUGCGCCUACAGUGUACCAAGUAGGCAGAGUCUGCACACGAUAGUUAUCGUAGCCGGCAGAUACGCCAUACACGCUGCUAAAUUGCAGCAGCAAGAGCAGCGUUUAAGUCACCAUGACCACAUGGACCAAACAAGCACAAGUCAAGCUAGAUUGAUAAGACAAAGAAUUGAUGAAUGUCACGUCUUACUUCAUAUUGUGAACAUCGCUGUCCAUGCAGGCAAUUAUUUGGCAACUAUGAAAGCUACCACGUCUUGUGCGCUAGUGUUGUUUGUCCUGUCUGGUGACACUUACAUGGUGGCGGCCACUGGCUGACAGAUUACACUCUGUUUGAACCGUUUUCCCGGCCCUUGCCAUUCCAAUGGCGCAGGCCCAUUCUAUAGACAAUCUAGUAAACAUCUACAGAAUAAGAUGAAACGGUUCAAUCAAAUCUCAACCUAAAAAACUGUCAAAAUGUUACCAAUACUCUAUAUACCUUAUGUAGGCAGACUAUCCUAACUAAGUGUUGCCCCUUUUUGUUGUCCAAGUACAGGCUUGGAGGUGUCAGGUUUAAAUGUGUCACAGUUACAGCACUACAUUUACGAUGGGCCCUCCGUCACGAUGUUGUUUUAGUUGCAGCUAUGUAACAUACACACAUUUUAAAUGAAGAAAUGGAGCACGGUUGUCUACUUUGUCUUUACAAGUGACUGUGAAUAGUUAAAAGUAGAGUGAAGUGAAAUUAUUCUUUUCUUUGUUGAAUGUCAGAUAAAAAGUCAUUUUUUAUUUUGUUAAAUCACAUUAUAAUAUGGCUAGUUGCAGAUAAAACAUCCUGGGAUACCAUAAAAUCUAUUACAGUGAACAGUUCUGGGCAUCAACCUUGAAUCUGUUUUUCAGAAACCCAAAUUUUAGCGUAGUACAAAGAAAAAAGAAACUUCACAGUCACUAUAUUUGCUUCUAAUUUUUGGAUUUAAAUGUGAAGAUUUUUACUCAUGUUACUUCUAACCCUUGGGUAAUUUAAGUUAGUCAUGAUUAGUAAGCAACUGUGCUGUUUGUAUUCUCUAUGUGUAAAACAGGAAGUCAGUUUGAAGGUUCGUUGUGUUCAUUCAGAUGUUGUGCAAUCAAAGGGUUAAGCAAUGUAAUUCUUAUUAUAAGUUAUACAGACCCUGAACUUGUAUUGGCACUCAAGGAGGAGAUCAACUGUCGAUCCCUGAGGAUUAAAAUCUAGUGAGGUUGUAUUUACAUGUAAACUGUACAUAGUAAAUUUUAUCAUUUGAAUAUCUCUUUACCUGAAGGAUUAGAACGACCAAAAAUGUUUUAUUUUAUUUAUUUAUUUGAAGUUUCUGUAAGCUCAGGUGAAGGCAUGGUGGGUGGAGAAAAGACCAGGGAAUGAAGCCGUGCAGGCCGAGCUAUUUUGUUUUUUCUUCAUAAGAUAUUUCACAUUGAGAAUGUUCAUGGUCUUGACUUUUUAAAUAAACCUCACAAGGUUGAUGUGCUUUGGUAA
This is a messenger RNA of Epinephelus lanceolatus (giant grouper), 3050 nucleotides long. It is a transcript of the gene stard14, whose product is annotated as START domain containing 14. NCBI's taxonomy places the organism in Eukaryota, Metazoa, Chordata, Actinopteri, Perciformes, Serranidae. The record is from RefSeq and is a predicted model, not a curated record. Gene Ontology annotation, molecular function: lipid binding.